AAGAAAUGUCCCCACUCAAACCCUAAAAAAGGGAAUCACAAAUAUAAAUUACACAUAGAUGAAUUAUAGACGCGUAUACACAUGAGGAGAUGAGAGUGAGAAUUAUACAAAUAUACAGAAAUCAUAAAAAGAACCAAUACUCCUUUUCUUUUUCUCGUUAAAAAAAGCAUUUUCUUUCCUUUAAUUUGUCUUUGUUCUCCUUCUCUCUUCUCACUUUCCUUUUUGAUUUUGUGCUCUCUUCGCAUUUCUCUUUGGUCGUCGUCUUGCUUCCUCUCUUUCGUUUCGCCCUUUUUUUUGAUUCCCCCACCAAGUUUUUCCUUGGAGUUCUUUCCCCUAAAGAUCCAUCAAACUUUAUUAAAGAAGUAAGAAGAAAGAGAUAAUAAAGGGUAUACAAGAACAAUGGUUUUCUCGUCCAAUUGGUCACAGCCUACGAAUUUGAAUCAUCAGCAUCAUCAUCAACAUCAACAUCAAAUUCACGAAAAUGGAAAUAUAGUGAGUGACCACGGACUACUCUCUCACCAACUUCCACCUCUCCCACCAAACCCUAACCCUAACCAUCACCAUGCCGCUAUCUCCAGUGGUCUUCCGGCGAGGCUGGGUGGAUCAAUGGCGGAGAGAGCGAGGCAGGCCAAAGCUCCUCCGCCUGAUGGAGCCCUAAAGUGUCCUCGAUGUGACUCCAUCAACACUAAGUUUUGUUACUACAACAACUACAACCUCAGUCAGCCUCGCCACUUCUGCAAAGCUUGUCGCCGAUACUGGACACGUGGCGGCGCCCUGAGGAACGUCCCCGUCGGAGGAGGCUGCCGGAAGAAUAACAAGAAGGGCAAAAAUGGAAAUUCAAAAUCUUCUUCUACGCCGUCCAAACAGUCUUCUUCCACGGUUAACGCUCCAAGUCCCAGCUCAGGACAGCUAAGGACAAACCAUCAGUUCCCCUUUUUACCAACUCUUCACAAUCUCACUCAACUUGGAGGUAUCGGUUUGAACUUAGCUGCCACUAAUGGCAACAACCAAGCUCAACAGAUGGGUUCGAGUUUGAUGAAUGAUCUAGGGUUUCUUCACGUCGGAAAUGGACGAAACACUUCAGCUCCGAUUAACGGAAACAUACAUGACAACAAUGAAAACAACUUAAUGGCGUCCGCUGGAUCGCUGAGCCACUUCGCUCUCUUCGAUCCAACGACGGCGCUAUACCCUUUCCAGAACGAGGGCAAUAUCGGAAACAACGUCGGAAUAUCUUUUUCCUCUACUUCCAUGGUUGAUUCUAGAGCUUACGAGACAGCUCCGGUGAAGAUGGAAGAACAACCCAAUUUGGCUAACUUUUCUAGACCGGUCUCCGGUAUGACGUCUCCUGGGAAUCAAACAAAUCAGUACUUUUGGAACAAUUCGGAUUUCUCGGGUCCUUCUUCUAACGAUCAUCACCAACUCUUGUGAGAUUUUGUGUUUUGUUGGAUCAUUAAUCGUGGAGAUUGAUUUAAAUGACUACGAACGGUCAGGAUCAAAUGCAUGCAGAUCCAGAGUACGUGUGCCGAUGAUCGUGGAGAUGUUCUGAAACAAACUUAAAGGUACCUUUAUUAGAGUCUGUGGUUCUACAACUUAAGAUCGAUACUUAUUUAUAUAUAGACAUUCAGGUGUGCCAUAUAAUAUCUGUUUUGUAUUGUGUGUGGUUUUCAUGGUUGAUCUGAUAAUGAAGUUGCUAUGUCUCUAUGAAUUUGUGGCGUGUGUGUAACAGUCCAAUUUAUAUACUCUUUUAACUAAAUCCUAUUGAAC
Thlaspi arvense is the source of this 1764-nucleotide messenger RNA. Lineage: Eukaryota; Viridiplantae; Streptophyta; Magnoliopsida; Brassicales; Brassicaceae. The record is from the annotation of a GenBank genome assembly.